ACACACUCAAUUUCUCCUCUCCACGUGAGUCAGGAAUAUUCAUUGAGCACUGCUACAGUCCUGUCGUACUUCCAAGACAACACGCCAGUCGUCCUAGGGCGACCGUGUGUAGUCACUCCUGAUGACCACGUACUUCGAUAUGAGCCUCCGCCUGCCUUCGAGCUUCACCCCACAAGCUAUUUCAGGACGAGGGAGCAAUGCCGACGCAAUUCUGUCGAGUGGCUUUUUUUCCCUGCUCGGGCGUUCGAGCCUACUGACAGGUUUCAAGCCACGCUAACUUCGAGUUCGAGCUCACGCACGCAUACUGUCACAGAUACUUCCGGCUCGGUUGAAGAUCGUUCUCGCUUCUGUCGAGACCGCCGUCGGUUCGAUAGUCUCUGCAUAGCACUCGCCAUGGCAGCGCCUGCGCCUGCUCCGUCUGUCGCCGCGGUAGGACCGACGGAGGCGUACGCGGUGGUGGGAAAUCAUUUCUGCGUGCCGUAUGAGACGGUGCUUAUAAUGAAGGAGAAGAUGUUUUCUUUGAGCGGGAAGGCGGAUAUUCGCGAUUCUCAGGGCAAUCUCAUGUUCAGGCUGCAAGGAAAUGCAUUCUCUGUCAGUAAGCAAAAGACCUUUUUCGACCCAAACGACAAGCCGGUGUGCACUCUGACUAGCAAGGUGUUUUCCCUCCACAACACCACCUACCUCUGCACGGGUGACAGCACGGACACCAACGGAGCCCUGCUUAUGGCCAAAAAAAUCAUUUUGUCCUUCACGCCAGUUCUCAAUGUUUUCCUGAAGGGUAACACGUCUGAUAACCCGGACAUUGUUCUACAAGGCUCUUUUAUCCAUCACCAGUUCGAUAUUUCCACAAGCAAGGGGGUUAAGCUGGCCCGAGUUGAAAGGGAACUUUUCUCAGCCCAGGAGCUUCUGGGCUCGCAAUCAUAUGCUAUUCGCAUCAUGCCCAAUGUAGAUAUGGCUCUCAUCUUGGGGCUUGUUACCAUGGCUGACGACAUUUUUGUCGAUGCAAAGCAUCACCACCACCAUCACCAUCACCAUGGGGUGAGGGUGGGGGUAGGUAUUUAGAUAUAGGUUCUUGUGUGCUCUACACAUCUACGGUACAUUGCACAUGGUUCAAUAAAAAUGGUGCUCUUCG
This is a messenger RNA of Closterium sp. NIES-67, 1132 nucleotides long. The record is from the annotation of a GenBank genome assembly. NCBI's taxonomy places the organism in Eukaryota, Viridiplantae, Streptophyta, Zygnematophyceae, Desmidiales, Closteriaceae.